CACUCACUUAUAAAAGUUCUCAAUUAAAUGCUUAAAAAAGGCAUACACCUCAUUAAGGACAAACAAAAGGCAGACUGGAAUCAUCAAGUGUUGUUUAUUGGUGAACAACAUGGUGGAGUAUAAAACAAACAGCCCAUUCAGAUUUAGCCCAUUCAAAUAACUAUCCUAUACCUGCUUCUACCCCCAUAGAGAAAGACUGGGUGACAAACAUAAACAGCUGUAUUGAAGGAAAUUACCUCCCAGAACUGCUGGAAGACCUCCAGUGCCGACACAUUCAUCCAUCUCUCCAAGUUUAACACACCAAUGAGAGCGAGAGCAUGAAAGAGGGGCAGAGCGAGCCGACAGGCAGAGACAGAAGUAGAGAGGUAGGGGCAGAGGACGCAUGGAAGUUGUAAACCUGUGAAUGCGAUAGAUGAUGCGGAAAAAAUAUCCAAGAAUCUGUCCAAAUCAUCAAGAAAGAGGAAUUUUCACUGAAUGAAAUGCUAAAAACGUGGGACAACAUUUGGAUUUUUCCCCAUAAAGGAAGCCUAUGAAUUUUUUGUGUUUCUGUGCACAUAUAAAAUGAGAGAAGCCACAAUCAGGGAGACAUGUUAUAACAUCGGGAAUUGUAACAAAUCAUCAGGAAUUGCAACGAGGCAGAAGUAACAAGAUUCUGUUUGUUUAAAGAAGGAAAAACUACAGAGCCAAACUACAGAGAAUACAGGAUUUGGGUUAAUAAACAAAGGAAAGCGACACAGAUGGACGAUACCUUACUUUCCUUGCGAUUACUCAAAUAAUGAUUCUGUAUGAAGGGUAAAACUUCAAAAAAGGACAAAGCUUGCUGCAUGUAGAUGCAAAAUUUAGACACAAAAAGUGAAUUUUUUUGUAAGCAUUUGGUUCAAAUUUUGUAGCAGAUGGGAAAGCAUCACUUGAAUUGAACCUACCACCACCCUCUGAUCAGACAAUGCUGGCCAAGCCUUUGGAAAAACUUGAAGCACAACUUGCCAAAGCAGCACGGCCGGCCAUAGCAUCAUGUCUCAGAGAGAGGUGAUACUGCUGGAGCUCAACCAAACAUGGAGCACCGAUGGAGCCUUUAUUCAGUCCGGUGAACGACUGCGUUGGGCUGCAUUGCUUAUCCUUUUGGUCAUUAUCCCAACAAUUGGUGGAAACAUCCUGGUCAUUCUUGCAGUAUCAUUGGAAAGAAAACUCCAAAAUGCCACAAACUUUUUCCUGAUGUCUUUGGCUGUGGCAGAUCUACUGGUGGGUGUGUUAGUCAUGCCCAUUGCUCUGGUGGCUGUGCUCUUUCACUCUAGGUGGCCUCUUCCAGAUUUCCUGUGCCCUAUCUGGCUGUUUCUGGAUGUCUUGUUCUCAACAGCCUCAAUUAUGCACUUGUGUGCAAUCUCCCUUGACCGCUACAUAGCUAUCAAGAAACCCAUCCACCACAGUCGGUUCAAGUCUAGAGCCAAAGCACUGGCUAAAAUUGCAUUUGUCUGGCUGAUCUCUAUAGGUAUUGCAAUACCCAUUCCAAUCAAAGGGCUACAGGUCUCCAAUUAUCCAAACAUCACCUUCAACACCAACCACACCUGUUUGCUGUCCCCAGAGGGUUUUGGGGAUUUCAAGGUGUUUGGCUCACUGACGGCUUUCUUUAUACCUCUUGCAAUCAUGAUGAUUAUUAACCUGUUGACAAUCCAAGUACUGCGCAAGAAGGCCUAUCUUCUGAGAUCGAGAGCUACAAGGGGUACAUUUUCCACUGUCGUACAACAGGAACCAUCAGUUCCUUCUCCAUCUGAGAAAUUAUUUAUUCUAGACGGAAAUAAAAACAAUCGAAUACAGAGCCCCAUUAACCCGGACAACCCCAUCACAAGUAAUGACGUCCCUAUUCGCAGGAUGUCCACUAUAGGAAAGAGAUCAAUGCAAAACCUGAGCAAUGAACAAAGGGCCUCAAAGGUCUUAGGGAUUGUAUUCAUGUUGUUUGUUGUGAUGUGGUGUCCUUUCUUUAUUACUAAUGUGACGUCUGUACUCUGUAAAGGGUGUAAUAGCAAUCUAGUGGAACACUUGUUGGACAUCUUUCAAUGGGUGGGUUAUGUUUCAUCGGGCAUCAAUCCUCUGGUCUACACCUUGUUCAACAGGACUUUCCGGCAGGCCUUUACACGUUACAUAAUGUGUAAUUACGGCCGUGCAAAGACUCCAAAAAUGCACAGAAGAACCAGAAUUUAUUUUCGGUCAUCUGUGGCAGAAAACUCAAAGCGGUUUAUGAAACAUGGCAUUAAGAAUGGGAUCAGCCCUGUGAGUUAUCAGACUCCUCUUCCCUGUCGCCCAGCCCAUGUUCAGACUUCCGCAAACAUAACGUUGGACAUGUUGCUCCUGACACAGAAUGAAAGCUGCAAACCUGAUGAAAAUGUAAGCUAUGUGUAACACAUUUGGUUGAAUCAGGAGUGAAUCGCAAGCAUAUGUGCCUUUUUUGAUCAUCAGUGUCGAAAACCUGGAAAGGUGUUCAACAGAACUGGCUUAAGCCUCAAGUUGGAAAAAAGAAAGGCACACAAGUAUGACAUCCAAGCUUUCGGGUGUGAAAAAGGCAGCCUGUAAAAACAUAUCUGAACUUACGGGUAUGUUGGUCGACAGGGUGUGCAAUGUGAAGCCAAAAUAAGACAUAAGCAAGAUAAGAAAAAAAAUCCAAAUCAUAGCAGUUUUUUAUUUUUAUAAAGCAUCUGAUAUUAAAAUAAAAAAUUUUAAGAGCUUUUUUAUCUGUAUAUGUACAAAAUAAUUAUCUAAAUUUAUGCUGUUUUGAAAAUGCUUUCCAAAUACUGCAAAAAACUUUUUUAUACGCAACAAUUAUGAGUAAAACAAUGUUUCUGGUGUAUUAAAUGUGCCAAAAGUAUUUUUUUUCUGUUAUCAUUCAGUGAUGCUUAUUUUUGCAUUUGGCAGAAACUGAUCCAAAAUGACAUUAAGCACUUUUUGUCAGUUUGUAGAUAAAAUGAGAGUAUAAAAUAUAAGUUCUGGAGUAUCACAGCCUAUCCUGUUGGCCAAAUCAGUCACAGAUCCAGGAGUAAACUCACAGAGUAUCAUGAGGGCUUGCUAAUAAUUUUAACACAAAAGAUGGAUAUAAAAUAAACUGCCUCAUUGAAUACAUUAAAAUAACAUCAAUGUGCAACAAGACCCAUUAACAACCUCAAG
Misgurnus anguillicaudatus (oriental weatherfish) is the source of this 3153-nucleotide messenger RNA. RefSeq names its product 5-hydroxytryptamine (serotonin) receptor 2B, G protein-coupled (gene htr2b). Gene Ontology annotation, biological process: serotonin receptor signaling pathway; heart development; chemical synaptic transmission. Gene Ontology annotation, molecular function: neurotransmitter receptor activity; G protein-coupled serotonin receptor activity. NCBI's taxonomy places the organism in Eukaryota, Metazoa, Chordata, Actinopteri, Cypriniformes, Cobitidae. The record is from RefSeq and is a predicted model, not a curated record. Gene Ontology annotation, cellular component: dendrite; plasma membrane.